Blepharisma stoltei is the source of this 1875-nucleotide messenger RNA. Lineage: Eukaryota; Ciliophora; Heterotrichea; Heterotrichida; Blepharismidae. The record is from the annotation of a GenBank genome assembly.
AUGGCUUUUUUCAAGAUACAUUUGACAGAAAAAGUGAAAGGGAUUCUAUUAGUUGUUGGAUUUGGAGCGUUGGCAUUUGCUAGCUAUCUAACCAGAACUCAUUUAACAUCAAAAUUCAAUUUUAAAAAAACCAAGAAACCGAACCAAAGCAAAAUUCAAUUUAAAACCAUAAUUGAAAAUCUAUCAAAACUCCCUCAUAUCUCCUCAGAAUUCGAAAAAGAUGUUCUUUUUGAUUCUCUUUUUGAGUUGCGAGUUGCCUUACUUUCUUAUUAAUAAACAAUUAUUUUAUUUAAAUAAGAAUUUUUUUUUUUAAUUCUAAGGGAUUAAUAUAAAUCUUUAAAAGGAACAGCCUCUUAGAAGGCAAAGGCAAUAUUUUAAUCUCUAAACUAAUACAAAGAAUUAGAUAAGUACGAAAUUUCAAGUGAGGAGCUGCUCAUCACUUACUUUCACAGGCUAAAAAAAGCACUAAAGCAUAAUUGCAUUAGUGAUUUAAGCCUAGAACAAGCUUUACUUCAAGCUAAAAUUCUUGAUAGAGAGCUCAAAUAUGAAACUAAGAGGGGAAUAUUCCAUGGAAUUCCCAUCAGUGUAAAAGAAAAUAUUUCAGUCAGAGGAAUGAAAUCAUCAAUUUGUAAUAAAAAUCUUGUAUAUACACAAGACUCCUUAAUAAUAGAAGCUUUACGCCAACAAGGUGCUAUUUUUUAUAUCUCAGGAUCUAUGCCAGAAGACAUAAGACUCUAUGAAACUGAUAAUUCCUUUACUGGAAAAGCUACUAAUCCUUUUUCUCAUUAUCGCACCACUGGUGAUUCAAGUGAUGCUGCUUUAAUUGUUUUAGGCUGCGCACCUUUAACUAUAAGCUCAGAUUUAAAUGGCAGUAUUAGAGUUUCUGCUUCAUAUUGUGGGCUUUUCGGGCUGAGAGCGACGUCUAAAAGAAUUUCCCAACUUGGGCAGGAUGGGCUUUUUAAAGAUUUUCCUGGCUUAUCAGUUGGGAUUGGACCUAUGGGAAAAUCGACAGAUGAUUGUGCAGCGUUUAUGAAAGCUGUUUGCAGUGAUUAUGUUUAUCAGAGAGAUAUGAGCAUAUAUUAUUCUAGACUGUAUUUGGGUAGAUAUUUUCAAUAAUAUAUGUAAAUAACCCUUAUGAGAGAUUCAAUUAAAAAUAAUAUACCAAGAAUUCCAUGGGAUGAAAAAGCGUAUAAAGACUCAAGAAAACUAAAAAUCGGGUAUAUUGAAAGUAAUAAAUAUUGACCUUUGCCAAGCUGUAUGGAAGCAGCUAUCUAUAUCGCCAAAGUGGCUUUAGAAGACCACGAAUUUGUUAAAAUAGAGCUACCUGAUAUGGAAACAAUAAACGAGCUAUUCUCAAGUAUUUUUAUGAGCUCAAAUGAUGCCAAUAUUUACCCAAAAAAAGCUAAAUCGUUGACCCACCACGAAAAAGACUCAUUUUUGUCAAAAUCAGCCAAUUUACAUAGCAGUCACGACUAUGUAAAAAAUUUAAUAAAAAUUGAAAAAAUAAAACAAGAAUUUUUCAAAAAAUGGGCUCAAGAAGGAAUUGAUGUUAUCAUUGCGCCAUAUCCAGUGCCUGCAACAAUUCUUGACUCUUGUGAAGAUUUAUUCCCUUCGUUUGCUUACGUCACGUUUUUUAAUUUGCUAGACUGUCCAGCAGGCAAUGUUCCUGUUGAUUGUGUAAGACAGAAUGAGCAAAUAUAUGAGGAAACGAGCGAAAAAUGGACCAAAGUUAUGAAAGAUAAUAUGAGAAAUAGCAUUGGAAUGCCACUUGGAGUUCAGGUUAUAGCACCACCUUAUAGAGAAGAAUUGUGCUUAAAUGUAAUGAAGCAGAUUGAAGAGAAAACUUUGUUCUGGAAGAAAGUUAAUAUUAAUUAA